Heterostelium album PN500 is the source of this 105-nucleotide messenger RNA. RefSeq lists its product as uncharacterized. The transcript is spliced from 2 exons. The record is from RefSeq and is a predicted model, not a curated record. Bases 1 to 105 code for a protein of 34 amino acids. NCBI's taxonomy places the organism in Eukaryota, Evosea, Eumycetozoa, Acytosteliales, Acytosteliaceae.
AUGACCUUUAAAUAUUUAUCUUGUAGAAAUAGUAGUGGUAGUCGUUUGAUUGUCUCUGACUUGGUGGUCGCACCAAUACAAACUUGUCCUUGGCACGUUGCAUGA